AUGUACGCGUGCACCAAAGCACUAGGCCCUGACCUGAAGUGCGAUCUGACUAGCGCCCAGCCGUGCAUCGUGGAGCUGCUGGGAGCGGACGCGCGCUUGUACGCACUCUACCUCAAGGUUCUUCCAGGCAAAGAUCUCUCGCAAUGGGUAGACACGGGCCACUUCUUUACCUGCGGCAGUGAAGGCGACGCAAACAGAACGAUUCUCCGAAUAUCCUGUCAGAUGACAUCAGCAGUGGCGUUUCUCCACAAGCAAGCUCGAAUUGUGCACAACGACAUCAAGCCUGCGAACAUAGUUGCUCAUCUCCCUCGAGGGACAAAACUCGUGGAUGCGAAGCUCAUAGACUUCGGGCACGCGUCGGUGGUGGAGGCGGCAGAUUGCCCGGGAGGGACACCGUGGUACAUGCCGUUCGACGCCCCGAACGACCAGGGCCCGGCAAGAGGUUGCUGGGCUCUUGGUGUGACCCUUCUCUUCGUGAUGCGAGUGAUACCGUUACCUGAGAAGACACAGCGGGUGUGGAGGGUCGACCAGGUCCUACAUGACGAUAGCCAGGCCCAAACUCGGUGGUGGCGACAUCGAAUCCUUUGUGCACGAGCUGCUCAGUCCGGAUGCGGAGGAGCGAUGCCGCUAUCUGCGUCGCCUGGCGAGAACACUCCCCUUGGGGUCGCUCACCUAAUGUUUCGGACAUUGAAUUACUGGGCCAGGUGGACGGGAUGUGAGCAUACUCCUCGCGUGCACCGCAGCACGAUUUCGGAGGAAGGGGCUAUAUAUGGAAAUCUACUACGUGGUCAGAGGAGCCUUGCGUCAAUGACUGGCGUGGUGAGGUUACCUUGA
This is a messenger RNA of Purpureocillium lilacinum, 834 nucleotides long. The record is from RefSeq and is a predicted model, not a curated record. NCBI's taxonomy places the organism in Eukaryota, Fungi, Ascomycota, Sordariomycetes, Hypocreales, Ophiocordycipitaceae.